UUUUAACCUUUUCUUAACAGCCCCAUCCCCCCACCCUCCUUGUUUUUCUUCUCGCUUAUACGCACAGAGAAAAUCUCAACUAGAAUCAUUUGUUAGAUUUGUAUAGCGAAGAUGUCUCGGGAGGAAAAUGUGUACAUGGCCAAGUUGGCCGAGCAGGCUGAACGCUAUGAAGAGAUGGUGGAGUUCAUGGAAAAAGUAGCCAAGACUGUGGAUGUUGAGGAGCUAACUGUUGAGGAACGAAACCUCCUCUCAGUGGCUUACAAGAAUGUCAUUGGGGCUAGGAGGGCUUCGUGGAGGAUCAUUUCUUCCAUUGAGCAGAAGGAAGAGAGCAGGGGAAAUGAGGAUCAUGUUGCAACAAUCAAGGAGUACAGGGGCAAGAUUGAAGCUGAGCUGAGCAAGAUCUGUGAUGGAAUCUUGAGCCUUCUCGAGUCUCACCUCGUUCCAUCAGCCUCGUCUGCUGAGUCGAAGGUGUUUUAUCUUAAGAUGAAGGGUGAUUAUCACAGGUAUCUUGCUGAGUUUAAGACUGGAGCUGAGAGGAAGGAGGCUGCUGAGAGCACCCUGUUGGCUUACAAGUCUGCUCAGGAUAUUGCUACUGCUGAACUUGCUCCUACUCACCCAAUAAGGCUGGGUCUUGCUCUUAACUUCUCCGUCUUCUACUAUGAAAUCCUUAACUCGCCAGAUCGUGCUUGCAACCUUGCAAAACAGGCUUUUGAUGAGGCUAUUUCUGAACUUGAUACACUCGGUGAAGAAUCUUACAAGGACAGUACAUUGAUCAUGCAACUUCUCCGAGAUAAUCUGACCCUUUGGACUUCUGACAUCACGGACGAAGCUGGUGAUGAGAUCAAGGAAGCAUCAAAGCUAUCAGGAGAGGGGAAGCCACAGGAAUGAUUUCCGUUCUUAGGACAUGUUACCCUAUUUAUGUCUCCUGCUGUUACAUAGAUGCAUUUGGGUUGUUUUUAGAGGAGUUACAUUGAAUUGAUCGUUUAGUGUGGAGAGCUCCCGGAACUUGAAUUGUUCCAAUGCAUGAUAGAUACAUGCUUUGUUAUUGAUGAGAAGAAUUUGUUUGGUCGUUUACGUGCUAGUGUUAUGUGACUUUCUGAUCAAAGUUUCGGAGCAGCUGCUUUUUAUUUUCUUGCUGCUGAUUUUAUCAUGCAUUCAUUUGACCCAUUGAUCAAAUAAAUUCAUUUUCAAUUC
This is a messenger RNA of Rubroshorea leprosula, 1194 nucleotides long. The record is from the annotation of a GenBank genome assembly. NCBI's taxonomy places the organism in Eukaryota, Viridiplantae, Streptophyta, Magnoliopsida, Malvales, Dipterocarpaceae.